Messenger RNA from Penicillium salamii, 1053 nucleotides. The record is from the annotation of a GenBank genome assembly. Lineage: Eukaryota; Fungi; Ascomycota; Eurotiomycetes; Eurotiales; Aspergillaceae.
AUGGCUGUCACAUCCCGUGGGCUGCCAGAUGACUCUGGUCCGCGGCUAUUACGCGAAAUUUGGGCUCUUACAGCGCUCAGUAUCCUUAUAGUCACUUUGAGGGUGAUUGCCAAAAUCAGGAUUCAGAAAUUCGCUUGCGAUGACAUUCUCAUGACAUUGGCAUUGCUCUGCGCUAUAGUUGGAUCGAGUCUGAUCACAAUCGGCAUCAAAAGUGGGUUUGGUCAACACGUAUGGGAAAUUCAACGCGAGAUUCCGACAGUCAUAAUGUAUGACUACUUAGCGCAAACAUUCGGUAUCAUCGGGGGAACGCUGGGUCGCAUCGCUUUCAUCGUCUUCAUCGUCGCAUUACUCGGUACCAGAAGGCUAUACCGAGCUAUUUUGUGGACAUUGGCUGGAAUUCAGCUGGUGACAAACCUGGUGCUGGUCAUCAUACUCUUCGUUCAAUGUCCAGGGCAUGCUUCGGCUAUAUGGGCACCAAGUGGCGAGGACAACUGUUGGGAUGUUCGUGUUCAAGCAUAUUAUGGAUAUUACCAAGGCUCUUUCAAUUCAGCAACAGAUCUGUAUUUGGCGACUUUCUCGACAUGCAUAUUCUGGAAUCUCAAUCUGAGACUCCGAGCCAAGCUCGGAUUAGUCGCAUUACUCGGCUUGGGCGUCUUUGCAAUGAUCGCUUCGAUAAUAAAAGUUGCCGAAACUCGAGUCUUCGCACACCCAGAUGAUGAUCCAACCGUCGCGACUGUGAGCUAUGAUCGAUGGCUAUUCAUAGAAACCUACCUCGUCAUCAUCACUGCAUCCAUACCUUGCAUUCGAUCACUGUUACGCUCCUCCGACGAGCGGUACACCGCCUCUGGACGAAGUGUAUACGAGCUCAACUCGGUCUAUGUUGAAGCGUCUUUGCCUGACUCUAGACGGAUAACACCGAGCACACCUAGAAAGGCAGAUGCACGCAUUUCCGAUGGAACCGAGAGCAUAGAUGAGAUUCUACAAUGGAACGACGAUAUCGAACAUCUGGACGGGCAAUCAGCGUCCAUGAAGUCGACUCGCAUUCACGUUUAA